Arabis nemorensis is the source of this 222-nucleotide messenger RNA. Lineage: Eukaryota; Viridiplantae; Streptophyta; Magnoliopsida; Brassicales; Brassicaceae. The record is from the annotation of a GenBank genome assembly.
AUGGAACUAGCAGAAUUGCACCUUGAGACAUGCUCAAAUACUCCCAAGGAUAUUGACCUCUUUAACGCAAACUCCGUCUUGGCAUUCUUCCGUGUCUACUUCUUUGUCGCUUCCGCUGUCGCAGCAGCUCACCUUGGUAGUGUUGUACUACAGCCGGUGACACCAUCUCAUAAGUCCUCACCAACCAAAUAUGACUCUAUACAUGACUUCCAUAAUCAGUAG